Molecule: messenger RNA, 2306 nt
Organism: Cajanus cajan (pigeon pea)
Lineage: Eukaryota; Viridiplantae; Streptophyta; Magnoliopsida; Fabales; Fabaceae
Molecular function (GO): protein binding
Source: RefSeq, a predicted model, not a curated record
CUUACUUUUGAGGCAUUUGGCUGGGGUUACCUUUUCCCCAGUGGUUGAAAAGAGAGAGAGAGAAUCUGGGGCGUUGGCAUGCCAUUGCCAGCUAUGAAAGGUUUCCGUGAGGGUCAAUGCGUUUUUCCCUCUUCUGGCCUUGUAACUUGUUUCACUAGCGUUAUAAGUUAUAACCACAUUAACACGAAAUCCAUCCCUCAUAUAUAAACUAAUAAAACCCCUCCCUACUCUCCACUCCCUACUCUUUUUCCUUCUCAGUUCUCAGUUCUCACUCUCUCCACCUCCUUCCCCUAUACAGGGAGGGAACCAGACAAAGGCUUUCAGUAUCAGAAUUUCAUGCUCCAAAAAUGGCUGUCACUACUCACUCUCUAUCUGCCACAGAAAGGAAGUACUGGUGGCUCACCAACAGAAAGAUUGUUGAGAAAUACAUGAAAGACGCGCGGACUCUCAUAGCCACGCAAGACCAGACCGAGAUCGCUUCGGCGCUCAACCUUGUGGACGCGGCUCUGGCGAUUUCGCCGCGGCUGGACCAGGCGCUGGAGCUGAGAGCGAGGGCGCUGCUCUAUCUGCGGCGCUACAAGGACGUCGCCGAUAUGCUUCAGGACUACAUUCCGAGCUUCAGAAUGGGCAACGAUGACUCCUCCGACGCCUCCUCGCAGCAGCUCUCCAGGGAGGGAGUCAAGCUUCUCUCCUCCGACGCGCCUCAGACCUUCAAGUGCUUCUCCGUCUCCGACCUCAAGAAGAAGGUCAUGGCAGGGCUGAGUAAAACUUGCGACAAGGAAGGCCAAUGGAGGUACUUGUUAUUGGGUGAAGCAUGUUGCCACCUUGGCCUAAUGGAGGAUGCAAUGGUUCUUCUUCAAACGGGGAAGCGUCUUGCAAGCGCCACAUUCCGGCGGGAGAGUGUGUGCUGGUCAGAAGAUAGCUUUUCUGUAACUAACAUCUCCUUCACCGGAGACGCCACAAACGCGCUACCCACGACUCCGUCGCGGACCCUACUCGCCGACUCCGAGACCGUGGUGAACCAACUCCUCGGCCACAUAAAGUUCCUCCUCCGCCGUCGCUCCGCGGCACUGGCUGCCCUCGAUGCCGGGCUCUACUCGGAGGCCGUCCGCCACUUCUCGAAAAUCGUGGACGGCCGCCGCAGCGCGCCACAGAGCUUCCUCGCGGAAUGCUACAUGAACCGUGCCUCCGCGCACCGCUCCGCCGGUAGAAUCGCAGAGUCAAUCGCCGAUUGCAACCGCACCCUUGCCCUGGACCCCACUUGCGUUCAAGCCCUCGAAACCAGAGCCUCGCUCUUUGAAACCAUUCGCUGCCUACCCGAUUCUCUGCACGACCUCGAGCACUUGAAGCUCCUCUACAAUGCAAUCCUGCGUGACCGCAAGCUUCCCGGUCCUGCGUGGAAGCGCCACAACGUGCGCUAUAGGGAGAUUCCAGGGAAACUCUGCGCCCUCACCAUUAAAAUUCAAGAACUCAAGCAGAGGCUGGCUUCCGGUGAAAUUGGGAACGUUGACUACUAUGCUUUGAUGGGUGUCCGACGUGGGUGUUCGCGUUCGGAGCUGGAGAGGGCUCACCUGUUGUUAACCUUGCGGCACAAGCCUGAUAAGGCAACGGGUUUCAUCGAAAGGUGCGAGCUUGCGGACGAGCGUGAUGUUGAGUCCGUUAAGGAGAGGUCUAAGAUGUCAGCAUUGUUGCUGUAUAGGUUGAUUCAGAAGGGUUAUACCAAUGUGAUGGGUUGCAUCAUGGAUGAGGAAGCUGCUGAGAAGCAAAGGAAGAAAGCUGCUUUGCAAGCUAUUCAAGUGCAGAAAGAGAAAGCCAAUGAAUCUGAGUGUAACAAGGGGGAGAGUAUUCAGAGUAACAGGAGCAGCGUGGAAAAUAUUCAAACGUCUCAGAAUAAGUCUGUGGUAUUUUCUUCGACUGUGAAUCCCGCCGUGUUUCAGGGUGUUUUCUGCCGUGAUCUUGCGGUGGUGGGGAGCUUGCUUUCUCAGGCGGGGUUUAAUCGGUCAAUGCCGGUUAAGUAUGAAGCGUUGAGCUGUUGAUUAAUUAAAUUGAAUUGAAAUGAAGUUCGUCGGAAAUGGUAAUAUUUGGUGGGUGGGGGGGCUGGUGGAGAUGUUACCGGCAGAGGGAAUCUCUGGUUCGUUCGUUCACUUUAUUGUACAAAUUAUGCAAAGGAAAAUUAAAAGUAUUUUAGACUGCCGGAAAAUUUUGUCACCUUUUACUUUUUAUCCUUUAUUAGCCAUCUUUUUAUUAUCUAUCAGAUGUACAGAUUAUCAGUACUGAAUGAAGACUCUACUUUCGGAUUUUGGCUU